CCCAAAUAAAUGCUGCCUCGACGCUGGAUACAAUACCCGCAGAGACGUCCAAGAGAGGUCAACCAAAAAGCAAGAAAAGCCCCAGCAACGAAUUCAGACAGCGUUGGUAUAGUAAAGGACACGAUACAAUAAUAGAGCCCAUCAUGAGUGAUGAUAUCGCUACCGAGUCGUCUCAGCUGCUUCCGCCAUUGGCAACUGAGCAGAUUGAAACUGAUUAUGGUUCUGCCACCAGUAGUACCAAAACAGCAACGCACAAUCAAAACCAGUUGGACACUCUUGGUGUCAGCGUAUUUCAUUUAGAGCAUGUAUUUCUAAAGGAAGCUGCAUGUUCAGAUGGCUGUUGUUGGUCUCGUCUCAAUAGAUCUUCCAAAAUUUAUGAUAUUGAAAACCUAAAAGGACCUCCUGGGGUCAUUCGAACCAAGGGAGCCAACAUCGUUUGUCCAAUAGAUGGAAAAAUUGGUGCUGCCUAUGUACACACUCUACAAGGAGAGGACCAUGUCGGAGAGGCAAAUUACAUGCUCAGCUAUUCGUGGAAUUAUUCGAUUGGAGAUAUUGUGGAUACUCUGAAUGACUUCUGCCACCAAAACAACCUCAAUCCAAUGAGAACCUAUAUCUGGAUGUGCUGUCUAUGUGUGAAUCAACACAGAGUUGUAGAAAAUACAACUCAGCAGAAAUCAGGAAUGAUAGCCCCUGUCAAGAUGGACUUCUUUGACAUCUUUGGAGAACGAGUCAAAAAGAUUGGACACUUGUUGGCCAUGAUGGCUCCAUGGAAAGCACCAGUGUACAUCACUCGUGUCUGGUGUAUUUUCGAGAUCUUUACGGCUCACAGGAUGGGUGGUUGCAAGGUGGAUAUUGUCAUGCCACCAAGGGAGAAGCAAUCUCUAGAGCAGGAUGUUGUUGAUAAUGAAGGAGGCAUCAAUGCUCUCUACGAGACACUUGGCAACACAAAAGUUGAAAAUGCCAUUGCAUCAGUCGAGAGUGACAGGCUGGCUAUUCUUGGUCAAGUAGAAUCAGAUGUUGGAUACUCUGUACUCAACAAUCUAGUCAAUGACUUGUUGCGUGGAUGGAUGCAUGGUGUCCUGACUCAGUUGGUGGAGACCAGAGAAAACACAUACAAUGAGGACUAUGUUGAGUUCUGCAACCAAAUUGGGGGUGUCUUAAGAACAAAUGGAGAACACAGUGCAGCCAUGAAACUCCACCAGACUGCUCUGAGAAUUUGUGAGACUGUGUUGGGUGAGAAUCAUGAAAAAACAGGAGACAGUUACAGCAAUCUUGGGCUUGUCCUGGAUGAUAUGGGUGCUUAUGAUGGUGCUUUGGCAAAGCACAAGGAAGCUCUUGCCAUUUAUUUGUCAGUACUUGGCAAGCAUCAUCCCGAUGUGGCAACCGCCCACAGCAACAUUGGUACUGUCCUUUAUAGUAUGGGUGACUAUGAAGGUGCUUUGUCAAAGUACAAAGAUUGUCUUUCUAUUGAAGUAUCAGCAUUGCGCAACAAUCAUCCUGAUCUGGCUUUCACCUACAACAAUAUCGGUGUUGUUUUGAAUGAGAUGGGUGACUAUGAAGAUGCAUUGUCAAACUACAAGGCAUGUCUUGCCAUUCAAUUGUCAGCAUUGGGCAAGAAUCAUCCCUCAGUGGCAUCCACCUACAACAAUAUUGGGCUUUCCCUGAAAGAUAUGGGUAACUAUGAAAGUGCUUUGGAAAAGUACAAGGAAUGCCUUGCUAUUCAAUUGUCUGUAUUGGGAAAGAACCAUCAUGAUGUGGCAAACACCUACAACAACAUUGAUUCUGUUCUGGAUGAUAUGGGUGACUAUGAAGGUGCUUUGUCAAAGCAUAGGGAAUGUCUUGCCAUCAACUUGUCAGCAUUGGGCAAGAAUCAUCCCUCUGUUGCAACCACAUACAACAACAUUGGGCUUGUGCUUCAUAAAAUGGGUGACUUUGAAGGUACUUUGGCAAAGUAUGAGUUAGCUCUGGCCAUUCAACUGUCCGCAUUGGACAAGCAUCAUCCUGAUAUGGCAACCAUUUUCAGGAAUAUUGGGCUUGUUCUGCAGAAAAUGGGUGACUAUGAAGGUGCUUUGACAAAGCACGAGGAAGCUCUUGCCAUUCGAUCGUCAGCAUUGGGCAAGAAUCAUCCUUAUGUGGCAAAUACCUGCAACAAUAUUGGCUCUGUUCUGGAUGAUAUGGGUGACUACAAAGGUGCUUUGGCAAAGUAUGAGAAAGCUCUUGUCAUUCAAUUGUCAGCAUUGCGCAAGAAUCAUCCUGACGUGGCAGACACCUACAACAAUAUUGGCUCUAUGCACGCGGUCUAA
Molecule: messenger RNA, 2303 nt
Organism: Seminavis robusta
Lineage: Eukaryota; Bacillariophyta; Bacillariophyceae; Naviculales; Naviculaceae
Source: the annotation of a GenBank genome assembly